AUGGUUAAAGCAAAGUUUCACCAGUACCAGGUCGUCGGAAGGGGUCUUCCAACGGAAACCGAUGAGCACCCGAAGAUUUACCGCAUGAAGCUUUGGGCAACCAAUGAAGUUCGUGCCAAAUCCAAAUUCUGGUAUUUCUUGAGGAAGUUGAAGAAGGUUAAGAAAAGCAAUGGACAAGUGCUGGCUAUCAAUGAGAUCUUUGAGAAAAAUCCCACCAAGAUUAAGAACUAUGGAAUAUGGUUGAGAUACCAGAGUCGCACUGGUUAUCACAAUAUGUACAAGGAAUACCGUGAUACUACUCUAAACGGUGCUGUUGAGACAAUGUACAACGAAAUGGCAUCUCGUCACAGGGUUAGGUUUCCAUGCAUUCAAAUCAUCAAGACUGCCACCAUCCCAGCCAGUCUUUGCAAAAGGGAGAGUACUAAGCAGUUCCACAACUCCAAAAUCAAAUUCCCCUUGGUAUUCAAGAAGAUUAGGCCACCAACCAGGAGCCUAAAAACAACAUACAAAGCAAACAGGCCCAACCUGUUCAUGUGA
Lathyrus sativus (Indian pea) is the source of this 537-nucleotide messenger RNA. NCBI's taxonomy places the organism in Eukaryota, Viridiplantae, Streptophyta, Magnoliopsida, Fabales, Fabaceae. The record is from the annotation of a GenBank genome assembly.